This is a messenger RNA of Acanthopagrus latus (yellowfin seabream), 1101 nucleotides long. RefSeq names its product neuropeptide Y receptor Y2 (gene npy2r). The transcript has a single exon. Gene Ontology annotation, biological process: G protein-coupled receptor signaling pathway. The record is from RefSeq and is a predicted model, not a curated record. Bases 13 to 1101 code for a protein of 362 amino acids. Gene Ontology annotation, molecular function: neuropeptide Y receptor activity. Gene Ontology annotation, cellular component: membrane. Lineage: Eukaryota; Metazoa; Chordata; Actinopteri; Spariformes; Sparidae.
GGGCUGUCGGCCAUGGAUACAGCAGAUCAGCUCAACGUGACUCAAAUGGAAGAGCUGAAGUCUUCCAACUGCUGCGUGACUGCAGACACGGCACACGACGAGAACUUGCUGGAGCUGGACGACAGCACGAAGCUGGUCGGGGUUCAGGUCGUUCUCAUCCUCGCCUACAGCACCAUCAUACUGUUCGGGGUCACUGGCAACUCCCUGGUGAUAUACGUCGUGUACAAGUUUAAAAACCUGCGUACCGUCACCAAUUUCUUCAUCGUGAACUUGGCUGUGGCGGACCUGCUGGUGAACAUGCUGUGCCUGCCCUUCACUCUCGUCAACACGCUGUACGGCGAGUGGAAGUUCGGCCAGGUGUUGUGCUUCAUGCUGCCCUGCGCUCAGGGCAUGGCGGUCCACGUGUCCACCAUCACCAUGAACGUCAUCGCGCUGGACCGCCACAGGAGCAUCGUCUACCACAUGGAGACCAAGAUAUCCAAAGACAUGUGCGCCGUGGUCAUCGCCAUCACGUGGGCCGUCAGCGCCCUGCUGGCCAGCCCGCUCGCCAUCUUCAGGGAGUACGGGACGUUCGAUCUCUCGCCGGACACGUCCAUGCAGGUGUGUACGGAGAAGUGGCCGGGAAGCAGCAUGAACGGAAGCAUCUACAGUAUCGCGGCGUUUCUGGUUCAGUACGGUUUACCCCUGGUUAUCAUUUCCGUCGCCUACAUCCGCAUCUGGAAUAAGCUGAAGAAGACUUCCGGAGGCCGAAAUGACCGCCACCAGCGCAGGAAGAAGACCACGAAGAUGUUGCUGACCAUGGUGGUGGUGUUCGCCGUCAGCUGGCUGCCUUUCUACGCCUUCCAGCUUGCCGUCGACAUCGACAGCACCGUGUUGUACAUGGAGGACUUUAAGCUGCUCUACACCGUGUUUCACAUCAUGGCGAUGUGCUCGACGUUUGUCAAUCCCAUCCUGUACGGGUGGAUGAACAACAACUACAGGACGGCCUUUCUGUCGGUGUGCAAGUGUUACCAGCCCUUCAGUCUGACAUGCUCCAAGCGCAGAGAGACGCAGAAGGUUGAAGACAGGGUUUGCAUGGAUUACAAGUCAACAGAUGUCUAA